CCUGAAGGUUAUUAAUAGUGGCUCCAACUGGAUCAGGUAUCUUUCGUAUAAAAACACGGACGCCUGAAAAAUCUUGAACCGUCACCAGGCACCAAGCAAGCAAACGUCAACAUGGCUCUCUGUCUCUCUUAUGUCAGCGCUAGCCUUUACAAAGGUCUUGCCAUUGGCCUCCUUAUCUCAUGGACACUCACCUCGCUCGGUUAUACCGCCCUGGCCGCCCUCAACACCAACAGCACUUACCUCGAGAUCAUCGCUUGCACUACCAUGUUCACCUUCCUCAUGUGCCGUCUCCUCGUCGCCUGGAACCCGUCUUCUAAAUCUGAGAAUGUCACCAUCGCUCAGCUGAUUGCUUCCGCGGACUCCGGAUCUUGCCGGGGUGCUUUAGUCCUAUUUUCGCUGUGCUGCACAUGGCUCUAUGAGCUACUCAACCAGGCGUUGGUGUUGUUCUUCAUGACGGUCUUCGGGACCGAAACCCAGAACGGAAGCACGACAUCCCUCUCUGUCCAUGUCAAGGAGUUCAAGGAAACGGCCGGAUUUGAUCCGACGGAGAUCUUCAAGAUGAUUCCCCCGCGAGUGUUGCUUUAUUUUGUUGGACUGAUGUGGUUGAACUUUUUGAGCUUGGGGGUUUAUGUUCUGGGCCAUGCGGUGGUGUCGUUGAAGAAGGUGUUGACUUUGCCUACGUCUACAUCUCGCGACGAAGGAGUCGACGGUUGAGAGACAGGGCCUCGGAUCCAAGUAUAUAGAAUUGACAGCUAUUUUAUUGGCUGAUUAGAUGAGCAAUCUCUGCG
Messenger RNA from Aspergillus novofumigatus IBT 16806, 788 nucleotides. RefSeq lists its product as uncharacterized. Lineage: Eukaryota; Fungi; Ascomycota; Eurotiomycetes; Eurotiales; Aspergillaceae. The record is from RefSeq and is a predicted model, not a curated record. The transcript has 2 exons. The coding region runs from base 112 to 714 and encodes 200 amino acids.